AUGGACGCCGUCGAUGUUUCAGAGCACUACGAGGUCGGCACCCGCGAAGAGACUCCCUCGCUGCUUACCAUCGUCCUCGAUACAAACCCCCGAGCCUGGGCAUCGCUCAACAAUGUCCUUCCCCUAUCGCGUGCUAUAGCAAACAUCCUCGUCUUCGUUAACGCCCAUCUCGCCUUCAGCAACGCAAACCAGGUUGCGCUUAUCGCCGCGCACGUUGAUCGCGCAGAAUGGCUCUACCCAACACCUCCCACACCCUCACGCGACGCCUCUGGCGAUGUUGCCAUGAACGAUGCUGCUGCUGCGCAAACGCAAACCUCAGCGAACAAGUUCCCGCAGUUCGCACAGAUUGAAGCUGCUGUUUUGGCUGCGAUUCGAAAACUCAUGGAUCAGACAAAGGAGGAGGAUCUCUCUGCUACGACGACACAAAUCUCUGGAGCCUUGACGCUGGCGCUAUGUCAUAUCAAUAAAGCUGCGCAGGCUCUUUGUGCGCCUACGGCUAAUCUCGAGGACAGCCACAAAGGCUCGUCGAAUACUGCUCCCCCAACUGUUCGCGGCCGAAUCCUGGUCAUUUCUGUCUCCGAUUCAGAACCCUCGCAAUACAUUCCCACCAUGAACGCUGUCUUCGCCGCUGGCCACAAUCAAGUCGCCAUCGAUACUCUCUCUCUUACUGGCGAGCCAACUUUCCUGCAACAGGCUUGCUACAACACCGGUGGCACAUACCUCGCUGCUACACAUCCCCAAGGACUACUCAACUAUCUGAUGUUCGGUCUUAUCGCAGACACAGAAGCUCGUGAAGCUCUCAUCGCCCCAACACACGACACCGUCGAUUUCCGCGCCGCCUGUUUUUGCCACGGCCGAGUUGUGGACACAGGCUUCGUCUGCUCCAUCUGUCUGAGCAUCUUCUGUGAGACGCCAGAGAACUCGGAAUGUUUCACGUGCGGCACCAAACUAUCUCUGGGUAACUAUGGCGCGAAACCCGCCGUCGUACCAAGGAAGAAGAAAAAGAAGCGCAAGAUCGUCAAUGGAGGCGGAUCACGGGAAGAGACAGGGAGUGCGACAGGGACACCCCGUCCAUGA
Molecule: messenger RNA, 1077 nt
Organism: Fusarium fujikuroi IMI 58289
Lineage: Eukaryota; Fungi; Ascomycota; Sordariomycetes; Hypocreales; Nectriaceae
Product: related to basic transcription factor 2 (35 kd SU)
Exons: 1
Coding region: 1-1077 (358 amino acids)
Biological process (GO): nucleotide-excision repair; regulation of DNA-templated transcription
Cellular component (GO): transcription factor TFIIH holo complex; transcription factor TFIIH core complex
Source: RefSeq, a predicted model, not a curated record